This is a messenger RNA of Ananas comosus (pineapple), 819 nucleotides long. RefSeq names its product cystathionine gamma-synthase 1, chloroplastic-like. The transcript has 4 exons. Gene Ontology annotation, molecular function: pyridoxal phosphate binding; carbon-sulfur lyase activity. Lineage: Eukaryota; Viridiplantae; Streptophyta; Magnoliopsida; Poales; Bromeliaceae. The record is from RefSeq and is a predicted model, not a curated record. Bases 1 to 819 code for a protein of 272 amino acids. Gene Ontology annotation, cellular component: cytoplasm. Gene Ontology annotation, biological process: transsulfuration.
AUGGAGAGCGGUGGAGGCGGAGGCCUCUCCUUCUCCGCGGCGCCCGCCUUCCUCAUCGCCUCCUCCGACGAACCCACCUCCUCCUUCCGCCGCCUCCCCUUCUCCCAUGACGACACCCCCUCUGCUGGCCGCCGCCGCCACCUCUCCUCCUCCCAUGACGACACUCCCAUGACUCCAGCCGCCGCUUCUCCGGCACCGGCGCCCCGCACCCCUCCCCCCUCCGCCCUCCUCGCCUCUGACCCUGCUGAGGCCGCGUCGCCACCUUCUUCUCCAUUAGGGCACGGCGACGUCGAAACGCAGGAGCAGCACCCACCCUGCAGGAGCACCUCCCCCGCCGCCGCCGCCGCCGAAGAGGCCGCUGCGGCAACGCGGCGCAUGAGCGCGGCCACUGCCCCAGCCGCAAUCGCGCGUGCGCGGUUCUCCUUCGCCAGGCACAGCGCGAACAGCCCCCGCACCGUGCUCAACCUGGGCCGGUUGAUGGCCGCGCUCGAGGGCACUGAGGCCGCUUACUGCACCACCUCCGGCAUGUUCGCCAUCGUCGCCGUCCUGCUCCAGCUCGUUGGCGCCGGUGGCCACGUCGUCGCCUCCAAGUGCCUCUACGGUGGCACCCACACCCUCCUUUCCCUCUUCCUCCCCUGCGCCUGCGGCAUCCGCGCCACCUUCGUCAACGCCGACGACACCCACGCCGGGUUGAAGCUGGUGGUGGACAACACCUUCAUGCCCAUGGUGGUCUCCCCCGCGCGACUCGGCGCCGACGUCGUCGUACAGAGCGUCUCCAAGUUCAUCAGCGGCGGCGCCGACAUCAUCGCCGGUAACUAA